Echinostoma caproni is the source of this 495-nucleotide messenger RNA. The record is from the annotation of a GenBank genome assembly. NCBI's taxonomy places the organism in Eukaryota, Metazoa, Platyhelminthes, Trematoda, Plagiorchiida, Echinostomatidae.
AUGUCGGGUGUCGCAUUGCAUGCGAUCUCUGUGGUUGUCGGUCUGUUCUUCGUAUUCUUUGGAACACUAAAACUUGCACCUAUAUUUUCUGAAGAACUCUACCGAAGCACGCGCAAGGUUUUCGUUAAAAUUUAUGGCCCGUUCUUAUUCAGUCGCUGGACGGGCUGGAAUCCAAGUCCGCAUCUUGUGCGGCGUGUGUACGGUUCGAUCGAAGUAGUGGGCGGGUUAACCCUAGCUGCCUGUUCUGGUCUGGUUCAGGAUACAAGCGCUGGUAUUCUUCUUGCUCUGAUGCUGUUCAACCUGUUCAGCAUAUGGAACGCGUCAGAAGGUUUGAAAGAUGCGUCUAAUUCAAUCGUGUUCGGAUUGUUGCUAACAUGUCGCUUUGUGAUCCGGGUGCAGGUGAGUAAACAAGAAACAGACAAAUGGGUUGCAUUAGCUUUUCGCGCUGAUAAUUUUAGUUCGCCAGCUUUGCUGCCCAUUGUCCUAACCUGCUGA